AGAUCGCAACAUUGAAAAGUAAUAUUUUAAUUGAAAAACAAUAAGAUUCCAAAGAAGAAAAUAUUGAAAUGUGGAAAACAGAGACAAUUGUUUGCAGUUGAAUGAUGGUGUUGGUUGGGGCGGCCAUGGGCAUGAUGAGCGGCACGCUCGUCUACUACCACUGCGCCUACCGUCAAUCCAGCGUCGUCUCCCUCUUGGCCGACGUUCUCAUCGUCCUCCUCUGUUCUCUCGCCAUCCUCGGUCUCCUCUUCCGCCACAUGAACAUCGCCGUCCCCGUUGACCCCCUCCACUGGCAGAUCUCCCAAGACGCCGCCUCCUCCCUCUUCGCCUGCCUCGCCAACACCCUCGGCGCCGCCGAGUCCGUCCUCCGCGUCGCCGCCACCGGCCACGACAAGCGCCUCUUCCUCAAGGUGGUUUUAUGCCUUUAUUUGCUCUCGGUCAUCGGAAGAGCUUUCUCGGGCGUUGCUGUGGCUUAUAUCGGUCAGUACAACUACACUCAAAUUCCAAUUUCAUCUCAGAAUCAUAGAUUUUACGCAACUGUUUUGCUGCUUCAUUUGUCAGUAAAUGUAUUCAAUUUCUUAUUCUCACGUUUCAAUUUACUUGCUCAUCGAAAAUUGCUUGGGGCUGAGUGAUGCAGGAUUGUGCUUGUAUUGUGUCUACGCGAUUCUUGAUAAUUCUCAGACCAACAACCCGUGUUUGGGAAGGCUUUCUGUGAGAAGAGAUGGCGCUCAAGAUAACUCAUGAUUUUAAUUCUUUUGCAGUUAGCAUUUUCUGUCAAUACGUGUAGUGUAGUCUUCAUUCUAGUAAAUAAUCCGUUGUGAUGGGAACAAUUCCCUUUAUGUAUCAAGGUUACUUAUAGUUACAAACUUACAUGUAUUAUCUUCCUCUUAUCCUCCCAAACAUUUACAGUUUGAUGCAGAGGAAUACUUGUUUGUUGAGAUGCUUAGCACUAUCCACUUCUAGGGAACAUUCAAUUCAAGUUAGCUUUCUUGAUCCA
Messenger RNA from Salvia miltiorrhiza (redroot sage), 997 nucleotides. Its product is annotated as reticulon-like protein B23. Lineage: Eukaryota; Viridiplantae; Streptophyta; Magnoliopsida; Lamiales; Lamiaceae. The record is from RefSeq and is a predicted model, not a curated record. The transcript has 2 exons. The coding region runs from base 102 to 632 and encodes 176 amino acids.